Metopolophium dirhodum (rose-grain aphid) is the source of this 1119-nucleotide messenger RNA. RefSeq lists its product as uncharacterized. The record is from RefSeq and is a predicted model, not a curated record. The transcript is spliced from 5 exons. The coding region runs from base 1 to 1119 and encodes 372 amino acids. Lineage: Eukaryota; Metazoa; Arthropoda; Insecta; Hemiptera; Aphididae.
AUGUCAACUAAUAAUGUGCUUAAAAAUGGAGAAGAUUGUUGGAAUGUGAUGGCAAGUGGUCACGAUGAUAUGUACACUGUAAAUAAAUUGAAAAACUCCUGUGAUUGCCAAAUUGUUUGUGAUGAAUGCAAAACUUGUAUUCAUUGUUUUUCAUGUACAUGUAUAGAUAGUGCAAUUAAAUGGAAUUUUUGUAAACAUAUUCAUUUGGUUUGCCUAUCUGAAAGAUCACAAGUAAGUAAGAUCACUAAUAGUUAUACAAAAAACCUAAGUUUGGAAGACAAUAAUAAAAAAAAUGAGACUGUUAGUAUUGUAUCUCAACUGAAUAAUACAGAAGUAAUACAUGAAGUAGACAAUUUAGAAUAUGAAAAACAAAAAUUUAAAAACAUAUUCAAUACAAUGUUACAUACUGUUUCAAGUUUAGAAGAACUUGAUUACCGAACAAAAAUUUAUCUGAAGUAUAAAUUACUUAAAAUGAGGAAAAAGUCCAAGAGAUCUUCUCCAAAUGUGAUUUAUAAAGAUCGAUUUAUAUUUGGAGAAUUCCAUCAACUGUAUCCACAAUUACGAAGAGAUAAAAUAAUGUUUCGUGCAUACACUAGAAUGACUACAGACACAUUUGACUACAUUGCUCAACAUAUAACACCACUUUGUCAAAGAGAGUACACAAAUUUUCAAGAUCCAAUCUCUGUUGAAGAACGACUGUUGAUUACUAUUAGGAAUUCUCGUAUCGGAAUUUUAUUGCUCCGUGCUCGAGAAGAACUAUUGAAAAUCCAAGAAAAAGGUGAAAAUGAUAUAAAAUUUACCUUUAAAGUCAGUGAUUUUCAUAUUAAUGUUAGUGGUACACAGCGUCAAAAAGUUAAGACAGCAGCCCAACUUUUCUCCAGGAAAGUAUCAAAAGCAAUAGAAUAUUAUGGGUUCAAUAACAAAUUUGACAUAUCAAAUUGGAAAGAAGCUACAGAAACUAUCCUUCUGGUCAAUGAUUGGUUUGACUUACUCAACAGCCGAAAUAUGGUUGGAGAUAACUCUAUGGCAUAUGGUAAGAGUAUUGUAGAUCAAAACAAUUUAUUGGAUAGAAUGGAUACAUUUAUUCUGUCAAUGCGGGUACACGGAAAAAAUCCUUAA